Dreissena polymorpha is the source of this 738-nucleotide messenger RNA. Its product is annotated as 60S ribosomal protein L6-like. Gene Ontology annotation, molecular function: RNA binding; structural constituent of ribosome. Gene Ontology annotation, cellular component: cytosolic large ribosomal subunit; ribosome. The record is from RefSeq and is a predicted model, not a curated record. The transcript has 6 exons. Gene Ontology annotation, biological process: ribosomal large subunit assembly; cytoplasmic translation. The coding region runs from base 54 to 698 and encodes 214 amino acids. NCBI's taxonomy places the organism in Eukaryota, Metazoa, Mollusca, Bivalvia, Myida, Dreissenidae.
GGAAGUACUAAAACGUCAUCGAAUAUUGUGCCUCUUACACUUCCUGGGCAAAAAUGGCCCCCACGGCAGCAACUAAGCCAAAGGCCCCUUCCCGUAUGGUCACUAAAGAUGUUAAAGGUGACAAAAAUGGUGGAAAACGAGUUGUUCGAGUGAACCGAACGUCUCGAUACUACCCAACUGAAGACCGCCCAAGAAAGCUUGUGAACAGGAAGAAGCCAUUUAGCCAACAUAAGACCAGUCUGAGGACCUCCAUUACACCUGGCACCAUCCUCAUCUUGGUGGCUGGCAGACACAAGGGAAAGCGUGUUGUGUUCCUGAAGCAGCUGACAUCUGGUCUCUUGCUGGUGACAGGACCAUUCCACCUGAACGCAUGUCCAUUGAGAAGAAUUAACCAGAUCUAUGUGAUUGCCACAAAAACUAAGAUAGACAUAAGUGGCGUGAAGCUGCCAGACCGUCUCAAUGACACAUACUUCCGCAGAAAGAAGCUGAGGAAACCCAAACACACCGAAGGAGAGAUAUUUGAAACAAAGAAAGAGGUGUACACUGUGAGUAAUGAGCGUAAGGAGGACCAGGUUGCAGUUGACAAGCAGAUCCUGGCGGCCAUCCGUAGCAACCCAGACAAAAAGUACCUGUUUGGAUACCUUGGCGCCAUGUUCUCACUAGGCAGCAAGCAGUACCCACACAAGAUGGUCUUCUAACAUGUGUUGUACAGUUGGGUUAAUAAAGAAAAAAAGCACA